AUGGAUCUCCUCGAAGUACGCGACCUCCUCGAGUUCCCCGACGGGAACAACGCCAGCGACACUGUCAUCAAUGGCGUCCACUUCAACCUCACCACUCUGCUGCACUUCAACUUUACCCUAUACAGCAAUGGCACGCUUUCCAAUGGAUCCCGAUGCAUCCUGACCGACGGCGACUACACACCCGACUACGUUUGGACCAAUGGCAGCUUCAUCAACUCGACAUCAUGCUACAACCCCGUCGACCCCAUAGGUGACCGCGCCAUCGCCGGCAUCGUCUUCGCCGUCCUCUUCGCCUUCUGCCUGGUUCUCGUGCUCAUGAACUUGAAGAAGCAUGGCACCCUGCACUUGCCCGGCGAAAAGCGGUUCACACCCAUUGGCCGGCGAUGGCAGUGGUACUGGAGCAUCUGGGUCAUUGCUAUGGCCGUCGUCAGUCUCUUCACGAAUGUUGACGUGGACCGCUUCCGUGUCAUGGGCCUACCGAUCAUUCUCAACAGCUUCUUCUGGUACUUGAUGCAACACGGCGUGCUAGCGCUCGUUUGGGAGGCGGCACGUCACUGGGGUAGUUGGCAAGAGCGGCAAUUCAUCGACCCUGAUCCUUUUGUGCUGCGAGAGGACGACAGGCGCGCCAAGUUUGAGUUCUGGAUGCCUCUGGUGUUCUACCUAUUCAUCUGGCUCAACUUUUUCAUGAUCAUUCCCCGCAACUGGGGCAGGAUCGAGCUCCAACGCACGCCUCAGCAGAUCGAGGACAAAGCUGGCCCCGCGGCGACAGACGUCCGCUUCAAGAUCGCCGCGCUCUUCCUCUUGUUCUGCUGGAUUAUCAUCGUUGUCUCCCUCCGCCACUCCGUCAAGCACUACAAACCUCGCAACCGCGGAAUCAUCAACAAGACGAUUGGCCUCGUCAAGUACACCCCUCUCCGCUUCCGCCUACUGCUACCUUUGGCACUCGUUGUCGUCGGUUUCCAGGCCUUUUGCGCCUUUACUUUCGACUACUCUGUACUAAAUGCCCAGUCGAGUCUCGCAUCCGUCUAUGUGGGUGGCUAUGUACCGGCUCUCCUCAUUCUCGUUGUUCAGAUUGUUUGGGGCUUCCGCACCCCGAACGAAGACAAGGAGCUCAUUCGCCAGCGCCGGACCCGUGGCCAAGAGUACGAUCGCGAGAUGGGCUACGUCCAGAAGCCCAGCUGGUGGCGCCGUGGCAAUAACGCCAUGCGCCAUGACCAAGCUGGCACCGACAGUGGUGCGACUUCGCGCGGCGUUAAGCACGCACGCAUCAAGGAGAUGCGCAAUGCUGAACGUCACCGCGGCCUGGUGGAGCUGAGGGAUCUGACCAAAAGCGGACCUGGUGGUGGGCCAAACCCGGCCCGUCGACAGUCGGAAGUCAACCUCCUCGACGGGUCGAAGAAACCCAGCGCCGACGCGUCAUACAUGGGCAAAUCCGACAGGCGACGGACGGAGCAUGCUAGGAACGCUGCCGCCGACUUGCUCUUCCCCGCUGCAGGCGGACAAUCUGCUAGUGAAGCACAAGCUGCCAGGAGGGCAGAGCUGAUGAUGGACGGACCAGCGCCGCCGCCGUACGCGGGACAGCAACGGGGCCGUGGAGAAGGCGACGCCGCCACAGACGUGACAACCUCGCCGGGUGGCGCGGCGAGAAGUCCCAGUGCCAACACGGGGACUUCUUCUGCACCACCGCAGAAAAUAAAGAGCAUGUUGGACGUGUAG
This is a messenger RNA of Verticillium alfalfae VaMs.102, 1716 nucleotides long. RefSeq lists its product as hypothetical. Bases 1 to 1716 code for a protein of 571 amino acids. The record is from RefSeq and is a predicted model, not a curated record. Lineage: Eukaryota; Fungi; Ascomycota; Sordariomycetes; Glomerellales; Plectosphaerellaceae. The transcript has a single exon.